AUGACCUGCGGAUCAGGAUUCCGUGGCCGCGCCUUCAGCUGCGUCUCUGCCUGCGGACCUCGGCCCGGCCGCUGCUGCAUCACGGCCGCCCCCUACCGUGGCAUCUCUUGCUACCGCGGCCUCACCGGGGGCUUUGGCAGCCGCAGCGUCUGCGGGGGCUUCCGUACUGGCUCCUUUGGCCGCAGCUUCGGGUACCGCUCCGGCGGCGUGGGCGGCCUCAGCCCUCCCUGCAUCACCACCGUGUCAGUCAAUGAGAGCCUCCUCACGCCCCUCAACCUGGAGAUCGACCCCAAUGCGCAGUGUGUGAAGCAAGAGGAGAAGGAGCAGAUCAAGUGUCUCAACAACAGAUUCGCUGCCUUCAUCGACAAGGUGCGCUUCCUGGAGCAGCAGAACAAGCUGCUGGAGACCAAGCUGCAGUUCUACCAGAACCGCCAGUGCUGCGAGAGCAACCUCGAGCCCCUGUUCAAUGGCUACAUCGAGACGCUGAGGCGGGAGGCUGAGUGCGCAGAGGCCGACAGCGGGAGGCUGUCCUCGGAGCUCAACAGCCUGCAGGAGGUGCUGGAGGGCUACAAGAAGAGGUAUGAGGAGGAAGUCGCUCUAAGAGCAACAGCCGAGAAUGAGUUUGUGGCUCUGAAGAAGGAUGUGGACUGUGCCUACCUCCGCAAAUCAGACCUUGAGGCCAAUGUGGAGGCCCUGAUUCAGGAGAUUGACUUCCUUCGGCGACUAUAUGAGGAGGAGAUCCGAGUUCUCCAAGCCCACAUCUCAGACACCUCGGUCAUCGUCAAGAUGGACAACAGCCGGGACCUGAACAUGGACAACAUUGUGGCUGAGAUCAAGGCUCAGUAUGAUGACGUUGCCAACCGCAGCCGGGCCGAGGCUGAGAGCUGGUACCGCAGCAAGUGUGAGGAGAUCAAGGCCACAGUGAUCCGACACGGGGAGACCCUGCGUCGCACCAAGGAGGAGAUCAAUGAGCUGAACCGCGUGAUCCAGAGGCUGACGGCUGAGGUUGAGAAUGCCAAGUGCCAGAACUCCAAGCUGGAGGCUGCAGUGACCCAGGCAGAGCAGCAGGGCGAGGCAGCCCUCACUGAUGCCAAGUGCAAGCUGGCAGGGCUGGAGGAGGCCCUGCAGAAGGCCAAGCAGGACAUGGCCUGCCUGCUCAAGGAGUACCAGGAGGUGAUGAACUCCAAGCUGGGCCUGGACAUUGAGAUCGCCACCUACAGGCGACUGCUGGAGGGCGAGGAGCAGAGACUGUGUGAAGGCGUUGGGUCCGUGAAUGUCUGUGUCAGCAGCUCCCGCGGCGGGGUCGUCUGCGGGGACCUCUGCGUGUCGGGCUCCCGGCCGGUGACGGGCAGCGUCUGCAGCGCCCCGUGCAGCGGGAACCUGGCGGUGAGCACCGGCCUGUGCGCGCCCUGCGGCCCCUGCAAUUCCGUCACGUCUUGCGGCCUGGGCGCGAGCGGCGUGGGCUCCUGCGGCAUCAGCUCCUGCGGCGUGGGUUCCUGCGGCAGCGUCUGUCGCAAAUGUUAG
Messenger RNA from Dama dama (fallow deer), 1524 nucleotides. Its product is annotated as keratin, type II cuticular Hb1. The record is from RefSeq and is a predicted model, not a curated record. Gene Ontology annotation, biological process: intermediate filament organization; keratinization. Lineage: Eukaryota; Metazoa; Chordata; Mammalia; Artiodactyla; Cervidae. The transcript is spliced from 9 exons. Gene Ontology annotation, molecular function: structural constituent of skin epidermis. Bases 1 to 1524 code for a protein of 507 amino acids. Gene Ontology annotation, cellular component: keratin filament.